This is a messenger RNA of Ipomoea nil (Japanese morning glory), 956 nucleotides long. RefSeq lists its product as uncharacterized. Bases 155 to 796 code for a protein of 213 amino acids. The record is from RefSeq and is a predicted model, not a curated record. The transcript is spliced from 2 exons. Lineage: Eukaryota; Viridiplantae; Streptophyta; Magnoliopsida; Solanales; Convolvulaceae.
CAGUCUUGACUGCUUUACAAUUCCAAUUUCUAUUCUUCAUCUCACUGCGCCUUUCUAAGUCCUUUUCUUUGCCCCAAAGCAAAGCAUAUAUAAUAAUUUCCAGACCCAAAAAGGUGAUAAUAACAUACAGAAGAGGAGGAAGAUCAGAGUUAAGAUGAAGCUUGUUUGGUCGCCGGAAAAUGCAUCCAAAGCUUAUAUUGAUACUGUGAAAUCUUGUGAGCUGUUUCAUGAAUCUAGUGUGGCGGAGUUGAUAUCGGCGAUGGCGGCGGGGUGGAAUGCUCAGCUGAUUGUGGAAGCGUGGUCGAAAGGAGGGGUGACGGCGACGAGCGUGGGGCUGGCGGUGGCGAGCCGCCACGCCGGAGGCAGGCACGUGUGUAUACUCCCGGAUCAAGAAUCGAGAGAGGAGUACGCAGAAGCCAUGCAGAAGGCGGGGAUGUCGCCGGAGAUAAUUGUGGGAGAGCCGGAGGAGGCCAUGGAGGGGCUGGCGGGGAUUGAUUUCCUGGUCGUGGAUUGCCGGAGAAAUGACUUUUCGAGAUUACUGAGGGUGGCGAAGCUAGGCCACGGCGGCGCUGUACUGAUAUGCAAGAAUGCUAGCUCAAGGGUGGCUGCGGAUUUCCGGUGGCGGAGCGUCCUCGACGGAAAUUCAAGAAUUGUCCGCUCCGUUUUUUUGCCGGUGGGGAAGGGGCUGGACAUGGCACACGUGGGAGCCACCGGUAGCGGCGGCAGAAAGGGAGAAAGCAGGUGGAUCAGACAUUUCGACAAGGAAUCCGGUGAAGAAUUUCUUUUCAGAAAAUGAAUCUUUGCCCCUUUGGUGAGCAUCAUCUCAACUGGAUGCAAUCAUAUAUUUAUUCGUUCUUUUUUAUAAUUUUAUUUUCAUAGUUUCAGCUAUGUAUAUAAUAUUAUAACAUAAAUUAAGAAAAUGAAAGAAUUUUCUGCUUCCCAGAAGGGUAGUUUUA